Ectocarpus siliculosus is the source of this 1911-nucleotide messenger RNA. Lineage: Eukaryota; Phaeophyceae; Ectocarpales; Ectocarpaceae. The record is from the annotation of a GenBank genome assembly.
AUGUCGGGAAACCGCACGAAGCAAGAGUACAACAGCUGUGGCAGCAGUAGCAGCAGGCCUGGAGCAGAGCGUUCGGAUGGGAGCCGGGGGUUCUCGUCGGGAGCGGCGGGCGCGCGUGGUCGGGGCGGCAGCUCUAGGGGGAGGGGGCGAGGUGGAGGAGGCAGCGGCCGAGACGCCUACCACUACCAGCAGCAGUACGACCAGCAGUGGAUGCCGCCGACGGCAGGCUCGGAGUGGAGAGGCGGGAGGGGAAGAGGGAAAGACGACGGCGACAGCGGCGGAAGACGUCGACGUCGGAACCAAAGCAAGAGUGCCAGGGCGGACAGCCGAGAGGAAGAAAACGCCGCCAACACCGGUGCCGGUUCGGGCGGGAACGGGGACAAGGCGGGAGGGGAGGGCGCCGACGUCGGCAGCGGGGGCGGCGGCGGCGGCGGCGGCGGCGGUAGCAGUAAGAGGGCGCGCAGUAGCAAGGGGCGCAGCAGGUCUCGCCAGCGAGAAGCCGAGGCGAGCGAGAGGGAGGGGGAAGGGAAGGGUUCUUCCGGCCGCGCGAACAGCGUCUCGGACCGAAGGCAGGCGAAGCUGAAGGAGCUGAAGGUCCUCGACGGCCGGAGGAAGGCGGCCGUGGCGGCGGGCGAGGCGCUCGCCAAGGAGGUCGAGAAGAACCGGAUGGAGCAGGACGAGAUAGCCAUCCAAUUCGACGCGGCGAAGCGGCUGCUGGCCUUGUAUGACUCCAACUCGGACACCCCAGACGUCGCGAUACUCCCAUCCCCGCCCCCGCCCCCGCCCCCGCCUCCGCCCCCGGCGCAAGCGCCACGCGCGGAGUAUUCCUCCCCGGCAGCUGCUGCGUCGCGCUCAGGGUCUUUUUCCGGCGCGGUGCGAGGGAGAGGUGGCGGCUCCGCCGCUGCGCGGGGUAGCAGGGUCUCGGGAUCAUCGCCGUCUCUUUCAGCGCCCGCGGCGCGAAGCAACGGGAAGGACUACCCUCUGGGGAGCACAAGAGUCGGCCUGCCCGGUGGAGUGGGCGGCGAAGGUUUCGGGCUCAUCACGAGCAUGCCGCCGGCGGGCGGCGGCAGCGGCAGCGGCAGCGGCGGCAGCAGCGGCAGGAACGGCGCUAGCCGAAACGCGGUCGCGGCGGCGGGUGCGGCGGCGGCCAGCAGAAAGCCUCCGGCGAGCGUCGAUGCGGCGGACGAGUUCCCGGCUCGGGUGCCGAGCGAUGGGGCGGGCGCGGGUGCCGGGGAAGGGGCGCUUGAUUCAGGCGGGACGGGACCUGGGCGUACAAGUGGUAGCGGCGUUGGCGGUGGUAGCAGCGGUGGUAGCCGUGAGACGACCGGGGUACACAGAGGGGUGGAGGUGAACCGGGACUCGUUCAACAUCGUGAAGCAGCUCAUGUUCCAGACUUCGAGAUCGCGCAAGCCGAGGACCAUGGCCUUCAACCCGGUGGACCCGGGGCUUUUCGCCGUCUGCAGCGCCGACCUCUCCGUGGACCUUUGGCGGUACGGGAGGAACAAGCAGGAGCUGGAGAAAGUCUCGGAGCGGAACGAUGUGACUCCGGUCGGGGGGGCUCACAUGGCGUGGAACCCUUCCGGCACCCACUUGGCCAUCGGGCACUCGGGAAGCACCCUCGUGAACAACUGGGCGGCGACGAUCAUUGCGAAGGACGGUCGGAGAAAGUCCGACAUGAAGCUGCGCUCCGACCGUCACCACAAACCGGCCCAGGCCGUGGCGUGGGUGACGCCUUCCAAGAACAACCAGGACCACCUCGUCACCGGAGGGGAAGAUGGGCACGUCGUCAUCUGGACCCGGGUUCUCGACGCUGAGUCAGAUCUUCACAAGGUCGCGGGAAGAUUUUUCGAGGUGUGGAGGAGCCCCAAAUAUUGGACGUGUCCCGUUCGAGGGCAGUGGUGGAAGGCUUAA